AUGUCCAGGUCAUGGGAUCCCAGCAGAUCUGCUUGGCUAUAUCCGUUCCGGGGGAUCUACUAUUUUGCAUCACAUCGAUACGUCUGGCCCUUGUUCCGAGCGCGACUCAUCCCCCUCAUCUUGCUGUCAACAUUUAUUUGCGUUCUUCUGUUCCUGUUCGCAUACCUUCCGCAAGUGGCUUUUCUCGCCAUCUUCCAUGGCAAAGGUGCUUGGGUGAACGGGGCCUUUUUAGUUUUAGAAGAGGGAGCCGUGAUUGUGGCGCUCCUCUUCGAGGCAUUUUUCGUGGAUGAGACACUAGUGGACAUAUUCGACGCUGUGCUGGUGCACGAGGGACAGGGCGAGCUGGUCGCCUCGUCCCGCGUGUUGUACCCCCAAGGCGAUGAUGUUGUAAAACGACUCGGCAAACCCACCCACAGCGCCGUCUACGCACCGUUUUCCCUGCGACAGGUGCUGGAGUUCAUCUUCCUAUUACCACUGAAUUUUAUCCCUGUGGCUGGUACGCCGAUGUUUCUCGUGCUCACCGGGUAUCGAGCGGGGCCUUUCCACCACUGGCGGUAUUUCCAGCUGCUGGACCUCUCCAAACAACAGAGGAAGGAACGAAUCCGACAACGACAGUUGCAGUACACCUCGUUUGGAACGGUGUCCCUGUUCUUUCAACUGGUCCCCAUGCUGAACAUUUUUACCCUGAUGUCGACUGCGAUUGGAUCAGCGCUCUGGGCGGUGGAUAUUGAGAAAAGAAAAGGUUUCCUAGAAGCGACGCCGAACCAAGAAGGUGAUUUUCAUGAUGACGAUGAUGGGAUGGUCUGA
This is a messenger RNA of Aspergillus tanneri, 807 nucleotides long. RefSeq names its product EI24 domain-containing protein. The transcript is spliced from 3 exons. Bases 1 to 807 code for a protein of 268 amino acids. Gene Ontology annotation, cellular component: prospore membrane; ascospore wall; lipid droplet. The record is from RefSeq and is a predicted model, not a curated record. NCBI's taxonomy places the organism in Eukaryota, Fungi, Ascomycota, Eurotiomycetes, Eurotiales, Aspergillaceae.